Molecule: messenger RNA, 636 nt
Organism: Penicillium hordei
Lineage: Eukaryota; Fungi; Ascomycota; Eurotiomycetes; Eurotiales; Aspergillaceae
Exons: 2
Coding region: 1-636 (211 amino acids)
Source: RefSeq, a predicted model, not a curated record
AUGCCUCAUGGGCAGUCCACCCGGUCUACGGGGUCCCCCAUUUCCGUCGUGCAAGCCACCGAGCAGCCCACAAUCCGCUGCGACAUUCGCCAGAGACACAAUCUCCCAUCUAGAUCAUGGGCGGUUCGUAUUUCUACAUGGGUCAACACUAACUAUUUCCUAUGGUCUUUGUGCGCUGGUCUUGCUGGCUAUCGUUCGGACGAGGAGUGGACCAAUGCCUUCGAGACCUACUAUCGGAAGACCUGGGAUGAGAUCCAGGCUAGAGUCCAGGAGAUGGACGGGCCUUACAGGUUCGGUGUUUCUAUUCCGAUGCCCCCGGUCAUGAAGGCCGUAGUCAUCCACCACCCCGAGAGUGGCCCUGCGGAGACAUUCACAGUUUCUCCGGAGGCUCGUCCAUUCUAUCUUGUCCCCCAGGUAACUAGUAUGUCUUCGGAUGCUGUAUGGGGACUUUUGCGGUUUGUGACUGAGCGUCAGUCCGCUGUGCCUGAUAUAUUUGACGUAGUGCUCGAUAUCUCGUCGCCAGCGCCUUCGUGCUCUGUAGAUACACAAAUGUACCAUAGUGUGGCUAGGAAGGGAGUAUCUCAGAAUGACUCGAAGGAUGAUGUGGUAGAUACAUUCUUCCGGUUUGGAAAUUGA